This is a messenger RNA of Paramacrobiotus metropolitanus, 1369 nucleotides long. Its product is annotated as abasic site processing protein HMCES-like. The record is from RefSeq and is a predicted model, not a curated record. NCBI's taxonomy places the organism in Eukaryota, Metazoa, Tardigrada, Eutardigrada, Parachela, Macrobiotidae. Gene Ontology annotation, molecular function: single-stranded DNA binding. Bases 297 to 1202 code for a protein of 301 amino acids. Gene Ontology annotation, biological process: DNA damage response. The transcript is spliced from 7 exons.
AGCAUAAAACAGAUUCGAAAACUGCAAAGUGGUUACGGUACUACUCUGUGAAUGCUCGACAGCUCGAAAGUUUCGUUUCUUUGUUACCACUGUUUUGCUUUUAAUCAGCUCUAGAGUCGUUCUAAACUUUGUCAGUUUAGAGUCUGAACACGGAACGGGCCCGCACGUGACACCAGUUUUAUCCACGAAACGUGAAAUGUUCUUGUGUUUGCAGCUCUACGGAUAAUCAGUCUGGUUUUUCGUUGUCUUUUCCAACUGCGUUCACUGUUUACUGCAUUUUCCAGCUCAUAAUAGUCAUGUGUGGUCGUUUUGCAUGUGCGUUAGAUCCUGGGGCGCUGCGACGAGCGUGUCGCUACCGAACGUCAAACGGAACCCAGAAAGAGCCUCCGCUGCUGGGCGAGUAUUAUCCUUCCACUAAUAUCGCGCCAACUAAUUACAGUCCCGUCUUGGUGUCUUCGGAGCAUUUUCCUGCUGUUGCGUCGGAGAGCGAUGAAUUCGUUAUCAAACCGAUGAAAUUCGGAUUAAUUCCUUCAUGGCAUAAAGGCGACGAUAAUCUUCCAUAUUCCACGAUUAAUUGCCGCUUGGAUGGAUUGCUGACCAAACGAACCUUUUCUGUUCCGCUGAAAAAAGGGAAACGCUGCGCGGUGCUCGCAGAAGGGUUUUAUGAAUGGAAAAAAUUGGCUGACAAGCAUAAACAACCCUAUCUGAUCUAUCUCCCUGAAAAUAAACAGUAUUACGCGGAGGACAGUGCGAAAAAGAAUCACGAAGAUAAUUUUGUUCCGUUGAAAUUUGCUGCGGUGUUCGAUGAAUGGCAUUCCAAAGAAGGAGAGACAGUGUACAGCUACAGUAUUGUCACGACGGAUGCGGCUCCUUCGUUGAAGUUUCUUCAUGACCGCAUGCCGGGCAUUCUGCGCACGGAUGACGAUCUGCGCCGCUGGUUGGACAGUAAGGAUGUGUCGGCGGAAGAGGCUCUGGAAUUGAUCCAUCCUGUGGACGAUCUGGCCUUUCAUGCGGUUUCGACUGCGGUGGGGAAUGUGGGGUAUAAGGAAACGGACGCAACGAAGCCGAUAAACGUGGCUGAAACUGGUGCCAAAAAGGAUCCAAAGCCUUUACCUAAAGGACAGAAAACGAUGGAGGCGUUUUUCUCCCCCGCAAAACGAUCAGUCGAGAAUGAAGAUACAGGAUCUCGCAAAAAGCAGUAAAAUAAGUUAGGGUUCUCAGUUUGUAGUUAGUACUAUUUUUACUGAUGUUAUAAAGCAAUCUAAUUGAAGAGAAUCUCGUUUUUUAUAGUUACGUGAAGUUUGUCGUAUUAAUUUUUCUCUUUGAUGUACUGGUCAUUUGCGUGUGACCCACGACAGAAAUAAAGUAG